AUGGUGAAGGAUAAUCGAGAUUCUGACCAAGACCAAGAUUUUAAUUCUUCUCAUAUGAAAAGACAGCCGGAGCAGCAGCAGCAGCAGCAGCAGUUGCAACAGCAGCAAUUUUCUAACAAGAAACAACGAAUAUCUCAUCAUGAUGACAGUCAUCAAAUUAAUCAUAGACCAGUCACAUCAUGUACACAUUGUAGACAGCACAAAAUCAAGUGCGAUGCCAGCCAAAACUUUCCUCAUCCUUGCUCUAGAUGCGAAAAAAUUGGUCUCCACUGUGAAAUUAAUCCACAAUUUAGGCCUAAAAAGGGCUCCCAGUUGCAAUUACUGAGACAAGAUGUAGAUGAAAUUAAAUCUAAACUCGAUACUCUUCUGGCUAAUGACGGUGUUUUUGUUCAUCUUCUACAACAUAUCCCUAUGGGUAAUAACCUUUUGAAUAAACUUAAUCUGCAUCCAACACCAACCCCGGGUACUAUUAUUCCUAACCAAGAUUCUUCUCCCUCAUCAGGCUCUCCAACUUCUUCCGCAGCUCAACGAGAUUCCAAGGUGUCAGUCCAGACGUAUUUGUCCAGGGAGCCACAGCUCCUUCAAGCCAAUCACGUCAACAAUAAGAAUAAUGAGGCAUCACCUCGCACUAAAUUACGCGCAUCUUCUUUGGCUCAAAGCUCGAAGAGCCUUGUAGCGACAGAACCGAACAAAUUGCCGCCUCUGCUGAAUGACUCAGCAUUACCCAAUAACUCCAAAGAGUCUUUACCUCCCGCUCUGCAAAUGGCUUAUUACAAGAAUAACUCAGUAAAUAACACACCUAGCGGCCCCUUCUCGCCAAAUCACACAGCCUAUUCUCCGCAUGCUUCAUCAACCGCCGUUACUGCUGCGACGAACAAGACACCCUUUGGAGCAGCGAAAUAUGUUGAUGUAAACAACAACACCCAUAAAACAAAAACACCUGUUGUAGCCACUACCACGACUAUGCCAUUAUUACCUUCGCCACAUGCAAACGUAGAUGAAUUUGUACUGGGUGAUAUAAGCCUUUCCAUUGAGAAAGCGAAUAAACUGCAUCAUAUUUUUGUGACUAGAUACCUACCAUAUUUUCCUAUAAUGUAUUCCAAUAAUGCUACCGAGCUCUACUCUCAAUCUCAACUACUUUUCUGGACCGUCAUGUUGACAGCAUGUUUGUCUGAUCCUGAACCAACUAUGUAUUGCAAAUUAAGCUCCUUGAUCAAACAAUUGGCUAUAGAAACUUGUUGGAUAAGAACUCCCCGAUCCACACAUAUCUCUCAAGCUUUACUAAUUUUAUGCAUUUGGCCUUUGCCUAAUCAAAAAGUUCUAGAUGAUUGUUCUUACCGCUUUGUAGGAUUAGCUAAAUCAUUGUCCUACCAACUUGGUUUGCAUAGAGGUGAAUUUAUCUCAGAAUUUACAAGAACUCAGACUUCAAUGCCAAAUGCAGAAAAGUGGAGAACUAGGACUUGGUUAGGGAUAUUUUUUGCCGAACUUUGUUGGGCAAGUAUUCUUGGUUUGCCACCAACUUCACAAACAGACUAUUUGUUAGAAAAAGCUUUAUCUUGUAGUGACGAAGAAUCAGAGGAAGACAACGACAAUAGUAGUAGUAGUAACAAUAAUAACAAUGUUAGUGAUAAAAAUAUCAAAACGAAGGAGCCACACAUUGAAAGUAAAUACAAACUGCCGGGUAGAUUUAGAAGAUUAUUAAGCUUAGCCAAUUUCCAAGCAAAAUUAUCCCAUAUUAUUGGAUCUUCCGUUUCCAGCCCUGAUGGUUUAUUGGAGCCAAAAUACCGUGCGGAAACCUUGUCUAUCUUAGGGAAAGAGUUGGAUUUAUUAGCGAAAACUUUAAAUUUCCAGAAUGACGACGUUGUAAAUAUCUAUUUUCUUUAUGUUAAACUAACAGUUUGUUGUUUUGCAUUCUUACCUGAAACUCCCCCUACUGAUCAAAUUCCAUAUGUCACGGAAGCUUAUCUAACAGCUACUAAAAUCGUUACUUUAUUGAACAACCUUUUAGAAACACAACAACUUAUUGAACUUCCUAUUUACAUUCGACAAGCUGCUACAUUUUCUGCAUUGAUACUGUUCAAAUUGCAACUGACCCCUUUACUUCCUGACAAAUAUUUUGAUUCAGCAAGACAAUCAGUGGUCACUAUUCAUAGACUUUAUAGAAAUCAGUUAACUGCAUGGGCCACCAGUGUAGAGAAUGAUAUUUCGAGGACUGCAAGUAUGUUAGAGAAAUUGAAUUUCGUAUUAAUUAUGCAUCCGGAAGUCUUUGUAGAGGAAGAUGGUAUUAUUUCUAGAAUGAGAUCACACUUAACAGGAUCCUUGUUCUAUGACUUAGUUUGGUGUGUUCAUGAGGCUAGAAGAAGAGAAAUGGAUCCCGACUAUAAUAAGCAGGCAUUAGAAAAAGCCGCUAAGAAAAAAAAACAUUCUUUAAAUGGCGUUUACAACGAUCCUUCAUCUUCGGGUGGGAUCAUGGACAGAAAACUUUAUCCAUUGCCGUUAUAUAACCAUAUUUCUAGAGACGACUUUGAAACUGUUACAAAAACAACACCAAGUGGAACUACUGUUACUACUUUGAUUCCUACCAAGAAUGCCUUGAAGCAGGCAGAAAAACUAGCCAAGACGAAUAACGGAGACUCUGAUGGUUCAAUAAUGGAAAUCAAUGGAAUACCGCUUUCCAUGCUCGGAGAAACAGGUAGCGUCAAAUUUCAGAGCUUAUUCGCUAAUACUGGAAAAGAUAACGAUUAUAACAACGGCAGGACCCUACUAGAUGCCUCUAAUGUCAUGACUAUGCCCUUCAAUUCAAGUUAUCCGAUCGCUUCUGGCCCUACUUUGAAUAAUAAUCCAAGAAGUACUAAUUUAGACUAUUAUAAUAACGGACUAAACGUAAUUUCUGAUCUCUCUAUGAAAAGAUCAGCAAGUACACCAGUUAAUCACCUUCCUACAUCAGUUCCAGCAUUGAGGAACCCUGUUGGUAGUUUACCAGAUACUGUUACGUCGGGUAUGGAUCACCCGCGCCCACGAGAACACAGCAAUCUACAAAAUGUUGCGAUUAAUUAUAAUAAUCAAUUCAAUAACGUAAACGCCAUUGAAAGAUCACAGAGCAGUAUGUCUCACUCACGUACACCGGUUGCUUUUAAGUCAAACAACAUGACAGAUUUGCAUUCCGUUGUUUCCGAUCCUGGUUCAUCUAAAAACACUGCAUACCCGCCUUUAAGCUUGUUUGCCAAAAGCGGCAUCAAUAAUAAUAUUAAUAGAGCUAAUCAACAAUUCUCCGGCGCAAACACUAUAACUCCCUUUAACUACCAAAGCAUCGAUAAUGAAAAUAAUGUGAAGACUCCCGGAAAUAAACUGACAGAUUUUUUUCAGCAACAAAGUGCAGGCUGGCUUGAAGGAAAUUCCAGUAACGAUGACUUUUUUGGGUGGUUUGAUAUGAACAUGGAGCAAGGAUUUUGA
Messenger RNA from Saccharomyces mikatae IFO 1815, 3453 nucleotides. RefSeq names its product Sef1p (gene SEF1). Gene Ontology annotation, molecular function: transcription cis-regulatory region binding; zinc ion binding; DNA-binding transcription factor activity, RNA polymerase II-specific. Gene Ontology annotation, cellular component: nucleus. Gene Ontology annotation, biological process: DNA-templated transcription; regulation of DNA-templated transcription. Lineage: Eukaryota; Fungi; Ascomycota; Saccharomycetes; Saccharomycetales; Saccharomycetaceae. The transcript has a single exon. The record is from RefSeq and is a predicted model, not a curated record. Bases 1 to 3453 code for a protein of 1150 amino acids.